Molecule: messenger RNA, 6939 nt
Organism: Oncorhynchus kisutch (coho salmon)
Lineage: Eukaryota; Metazoa; Chordata; Actinopteri; Salmoniformes; Salmonidae
Gene: dctn1a
Product: dynactin 1a
Exons: 27
Coding region: 2484-5972 (1162 amino acids)
Biological process (GO): nuclear migration; establishment of mitotic spindle orientation
Cellular component (GO): axon; microtubule associated complex; spindle pole
Source: RefSeq, a predicted model, not a curated record
AAUGUGCAACGAACACUGUAAAUUGGUGUAACGUUAGCUAGGUGGACAUUGUAUUUAGCUAACUAACCCUACCUGUAGAUAUUUUUCUAGUGUUAUAUCAACAAGUUCGUUGGGAAAUCAGUUGAUUUUUUUCAACGAACAUAACUUUGUCUAUUUGCAACUCUUCAGCAGCCCCCUCCUGAGCAAGAUGAGUGCAGACGGGGGCGGCAAGCCUGCCAAGGUGGGCUCGGUGGUGGAGGUGAUCGGUAAGGGUCAGCGUGGCACGGUGGCUUACGUGGGCGCCACGCUCUUCGCCACUGGUAAGUGGGUGGGCGUGAUCCUGGACGAGCCCAAGGGCAAGAACGAUGGCACGGUCCAGGGGAAGAGAUACUUUCAGUGUGAUGAGAACUGUGGUAUAUUCGUGCGCCAGUCCCAGAUCCAGCUAGUGGAAGAUGGAUCCAGUGCCACCUCUCCAGACACCCCAGAGGCGGCCACUGCCAAGUUCCUGCCCAAGCAGAAAGACAUUCCUGAGACUCCGAAAUCAGUCAAACAGGUGCAGUAACAAGACAGACAAUAUAUGGGUUGUUUUAGAAUGAUUUGUGCCCUUGUGCUGAUUUAUACCCCGUCCCUCUCUUCUUCCCCUCCCUCCCAUUUCUCCUUUUUCAAGUGAUUGUCCUCCCUUUCCCCUACUUCUCUCUCUCCCUCUCCUUUCCCCCCCGAAUACCGUUACAGAUGCCCAUUCCCAAGAAGGUAUAGAUAUUUAAACUGUGCUCAUCUGCCUUGCCAUGGUGCUUGCUUGUCACGUUUUCUUUUCCAACACUUUUUUUAAAUUUAGAAUUAGUCUAUUCUGGGUUAUAUUUGUGCUCAACAGUAAUAUAUUUUCUGUAGUUUGUCUUUCGCAGUUUAUACCUCAACUGUUUUACAUGGACAUUUUGUGUGCUCAUUUUUCCCCCUUUGAUUUCUUGAGACAUUUGGGAGCAUGAUUUCACAUUUUUGGGCUGUUAAGCACAUUUUUUUAGAUAGUAUUUUUUGGUCAACCUUUCUGAGACAAGUGUAUGCUUGCUUGCAUUGUGAUGCGCCGUGUUUGUGCCUGCACAUCACUUGGGUUUUGAAUUUGAACUAAUUUGAUAUACUUUUAAAAAUCAACUUCACCCACUAAUCUAUUACAGUAUGUCUUCAGAUUUUGAACACAGUAGUUAUGGUCAGUACAUACUUGCAUAAAGACUUAAGUGGUUAAUCCAGUAACACACAGUAGUAAUCCUGCCUGUAGAGUGAUAUCUGUGUGUGUAGACUAAUCUUAACCCUGUGUAUUUCUGCUCCUCUCGUACUGCUAAUUGCUGCCCUCGCGUCCUCUGCUGGGCCUAUGUAUGUCUAUCUGUGUAUGUGUCCUCUAUCCUCUCCUCCGCCUCUACCCACCCUCCUCCAGUUCGUAACCCGCCGUAGUACCAAGGUGAGCCUUUGAACAUCAGGCAGAGGCAUUCAGUGAGGUAACAGGGGUACUAAGAGGGAAGAGUUCACCUGUCUGUCAUUUUGUGUAUCACAUGAAAUGAAACAUGGGUUAUAGCUCUUAGGUAUGGAUGUUGUAGGAAUGUAACAGAUUAGGUCAUCUACAGUCUAUAAAUUAUGUUCAGAUUGCGAUAUUCCUGCUACAGUGUACAUCAUAUAGGUCUAAUCUGAUAGUAGCCAAUAAUUAACAUGCAGUAUUUCACACACACUACAUGGAGUGUGUGUAUGUGUAUCUGCAUCAGCCUAACUAUAGAAUGUGGGUGUAGUAGUGUGUAAGGUUGAUAUGUAGAGAAUGCCCACAGGAAGAGAGAUCACAGCAGCAGACAGUUCUUCGAGCCCUAACAGAGUCUACUUUAUCACACACAACAACAGUUGAACACUCCUGAUCGCCUCUCCUCCUCCAGCUCCCUCCCCUCCCUCCUCAUGGUAUGUUCCAGGCCUCAAACCACCCCCUCCCCCAGGGAGAGACCAACUCACAUCCUGGAGGGGUGAACUCUGGUCCUUCUGGUCAUUGGUCAAAGGUCAAAAUCCCUACAAUAACUGGAAUGACUACAGUGUGUAUAUAGUUUGUUUUUCAACCAAGUCCCCACAAAAGGGAAACAGUAACUUGCUGCUGUAGUUUAGCAACCAUCUACGACCAGAGUUCACCUUUUUCCAUAUAGUUCAGUUAACCUGUGCCAGUUCCUUCAAGGACAGUUGAUACUUUUUUAGUGUAGGCCAGAUCAGUACUGUAAGGGGAGACUUAUAUGACACUGGGUGUGGCGUUCUAUCACCUGUGUGCCAGGUGUGUUGACUCACUAUGACCGGUUCACUUUACCAUGGGUUGACCUUAGUUCACCUGGGUUUGUUUGUCUGUUGUUAGCCUGCGUGCCAGUCUGUUUCUGCUCUCUUGCCAACUCCUUAUGGGCAAAUAACAGCAAAUGGAUCUAGGACCAGGCUAUGUACCUGUGUUCUGGGUGGCAGUCUGUUUCCUCUAUGAUCACUGGGAUUAACUGGUAAUGGUACUGUCUCACGGAUGUUGUUUUCUCUUACAUGCGUUUUACUUUUAUUUCUCGAUUCCUUCCUGUUCUCUUCUCUUUCUAUCUUUUCUCCAUCUCUCCCUGCCCCCCUACUCUUUCCCUCCCCAGACCCCCCGAGUCUUAGCCACCCCGGCCUCUGGUCUGUCCAGCUCUCUUUCCAGGGAGGAUGUCAGUGAGGGCAGCCUGUCUUCCAAGGGUGCACUGGGGGCUCCCGUUGUCCCCCUGCCCAGCGGCACCCCCACCACGCCCAGUGCUCCUCCCCCUGCCACCCCUAGCAAGGAGGAGGAGUCUCUGCGAGGUCAGGUGAAGGAUCUAGAGGAGAAGCUGGAGACCCUGAAGAUGAAGCGGGCAGAGGACAAGGUCAAGCUGAAGGAGCUGGAGAAGUACAAGAUCCAGCUGGAGCAGCUGCAGGAAUGGAAGACCAAGAUGCAGGAGCAGCAGGCCGACCUGCAGAAACAACUCAAGGAGGCCAAGAAGGAUGCUCGGGAGGCCCUGGAGUCUAAGGACCGCUACAUGGAGGAGAUGUCAGACACGGCGGACGCCAUCGAGAUGGCCACACUGGACAAGGAGAUGGCCGAGGAGCGGUCGGAGAGCUUGCAGGUGGAGGUGGAGUCACUGAAGGAGAAGGUGGAGGAGCUCACCAUGGACCUGGAGAUCAUCAAACACGAGGUCGAGGAGAAAGGUUCUGAUGGAGCUGCCUCCAGUUACCAUGUCAAGCAACUGGAGGAGCAGAACAGCAGACUGAAAGAGGCUCUGGUCAGGAUGCGUGACCUGUCUUCCUCUGAGAAGCAGGAGCAUGUGAAGCUCCAGAAGCAGAUGGAGAAGAAGAAUGGAGAGCUGGAGACUCUGAGGACCCAGAAGGAGAAGCUACAGGAGGAGAUGAAGCAGGCUGAGGCCACCAUUGAUGAACUGAAGGAGCAGGUUGAUGCUGCUCUCGGGGCAGAGGAGAUGGUGGAGACUCUGACUGAGAGGAAUCUGGACCUGGAGGAGAAAGUCCGAGAGCUCAGAGAGACUGUCACAGACCUGGAAGCGAUCAACGAGAUGAAUGACGAGCUGCAGGAGAACAGCAGGGAGACGGAGAUGGAGCUGAGGGAGCAGCUGGACCUGAACGGGGCCAGGGUGAGAGAGGCCCAGAAGAGGGUGGAGGCCGCUCAGGAGACGGUGGCUGACUAUCAGCAGACCAUCAACAAGUAUCGCGAGCUCACCACCAGCCUACAGGAUAGCAACAGGGAGCUGACCAUUGCUCAGAAUGCCAAUGCAGAGCAGGUCCAACAGCCUCCUGCUGAGCUGUUUGACUUCAAGAUCAAGUUUGCUGAGACCAAGGCCUACGCCAAGGCCAUCGAGAUGGAGCUGAGAAAGAUGGAGGUGGGCCAGGCCAACCGACAAGUGUCUCUCCUCACCUCCUUCAUGCCCGACUCCUUCCUGCGUCAUGGAGGAGACCACGACUGUAUUCUGGUGCUCUUGCUCAUACCAAGACUCAUUUGCAAGGCUGAGUUGAUCAGCAAGCAGGCCCAAGAGAAGUUUGAUCUGAAUGGUAACCCAGUGGAGAGGACUGGGAUGAAGAUGAGAGGACCACCUGGAGAACAACUCAGCUUUGCCUCUGGACUGGUGUAUUCUCUAACCCUGCUACAGGCCACGCUGCACAAAUAUGAACAAUCUCUGAACUGCUGCAGUGUGGAGGUGUAUAAGCGGAUGGGGACUCUCUACUCAGAGAUGAGUGUCCAUGAGCGUUCCCUAGACUUCUUUAUAGACCUGCUGCACAAAGACCAGCUGGAUGAGACUGUACAUGUGGAGCCUCUCACCAAGGCCAUCAAGUACUACCAGCAACUGUACAGCAUCCACCUGGCUGAUCAGACUGAAGAUUGCACCGUGCAGCUGGCUGAUCACAUCAAGUUCAUCCAGAGUGCAUUGGACUGUAUGGGUGCAGAGGUGGUGCGUCUCAGGGCCUUCCUGCAGCCGGGGCAAGAGGGGGCUGACCUGAACAUCCUGCUGAAGGACCUAGACACAUCCUGCAGCGACAUCAAACAGUUCUGCAAGAAGAUCAGACGCAGGAUGCCAGGGACCGACGUGCCAGGGGUGCCUGCCGCUCUGGCCUUUGGCGCACCGGUGUCAGAGACUCUAACGGACUGCAGGCGUCAGCUGACUCGGGUGGUUGCCGUGCUACAGGAGGUAGCUGCGGCGGGGGCGCAGAUGGUCGCUCCUCUAGGAGAACAGGAGGGGCUCAACACCCUCAAACUGGAGGACGUGGCCUUCAAGGCUGUUGAACAGGUGUAUGGGUCCCAUGGCCUGAAUCCCCAUGAGUGUCUGCGUCAGUCCUGCAGCUCUGUCAUCUCCACCAUGAACAAGAUGGCUACCGCCAUGCAGGAGGGAGAGUAUGACGCCGAGCGACCACAGGGAAAGACUCCCCCGGUAGAGGCUCGUGCAGUGGCCCUCAGGGCAGAGAUCACUGACGCAGAGGGUCUGGGAGUCAAACUGGAGGACAGAGACACUGUCAUCAAGGAGCUCAAGAAGUCCCUGAAGAUCAAAGGAGAGGAGUUGAGUGAGGCCCACGUCCGUCUCAGCCUGCUAGAGAAGAAGCUGGAUACGUCCACUAAAGAUGCAGACGAACGUGUGGAAAAGAUCCAGACCAAACUGGAUGAGACCCUCGCCCUGCUCAAGAAGAAAGAGAAGGAGUUUGAGGAAACCAUGGAUGCCCUGCAGGCAGACAUCGACCAGCUGGAGGCAGAGAAAGCAGAGCUGAAGCAGCGUCUCUCCAACCAGUCAAAGGUGACCAUUGAGGGCCUCAGGGCCCCGCCUGCCUCUGGCAUCGCAUCCAUCGUCUCAGGAACCGCCGGAGCGGGUGUUGCCCCAGGAGCAGGGGGCCUGUCUGGGCCGAUGCAGGUGGUGGACUCCCCUCUCCUCCGUCAGCAGGUGGAGACCCAGAGACUGGGCAUCAAACACCUGAAGAACGAGAACAACAGACUGAAGGCAGAGAAGAUGAGAGCCCAGUUAGCCUCCCUCCCUCCCCUCCACGUCCCCAAGCUUCCUCUGAGAGAGGCCUCCACCUCUCCCCCUGCUGAGGGGCCUCUCCAGGGGGCUCUCUACAGGAAGACAGACCAGCUGCUGGGGACCCUGCUCAAGAUGAGUGCCGCCGUUAAGGUGGUCGACAUCACCGGGAAGACUCCAGUGAGUGCGAGUGCUCAGCUCCUGGACCAGACAGCUCGACUGCAGUCUCUGAGUGACGCUCUGGACAAGCUGAAGGGUGAAGUGUCAGAGCAUGUGGUUUCUCAGCAGCCUGGGGCGAAGGUCUCCUCUGACUUUGCCACCUUCCCCAUUUCCUCCUUCGUCAAGGCCAAGGAGGAGAAGCAGGGGGGUACGGUGUUCAUAGGGCGCGUGGCCAUCCCAUGUGCCAAGGGCCAGGAGCAGGUGCACCGUCUUGUCCUAUCACAGCAGCACCUGCAGCAGGUGCACCGCCUCCUCAUGACCUAAGAUGCCAUCCCAUUGGCCUGCGUCCACAAGUGAUAGCAAGCUCAUCAGAUCACAGCAGAUGCAAAAAAUGUUUUCAGUUCCAGUCCAUUUCCUAUUCAUCAGAUUCUCUCAGGACACGGUUACACUACACCACCUGGUCAAAAGGUAUUACCGAUCUAUGCCAAAGAGACACACAAGUGUUCUCGUCUAGUUAUAAUACAGAGUAAUUGUUAUUCUUUACCAACACGUUCUACAUGAUUGUCAGAAGUCUUCUUAAAGCGACUUGACUCGUAAAUGUUGCAUCUCUAGAAUUGAUUUAAGUAUGGAGGAACAAAUAACAAAAUGUAUGCACACCAAGCGAGAUGGAGCAGAAAUUGGUUAACGGCAGAUGGCACAAUUAUUCAUGCAUUGCACUUUUUUUUGUACUGUGGUGAUUAUUUAAAUCUACACCUGUGUAAAACCAGCAGUCGGGACCAAGCAAAUUCACCACUGAAAUAAAUGCCAUUUAGCCACGUUAAUGUGUGAUUCCCGUUUGAGAUGGACUAAUGUAUUCUAAAUCAGGGUGUCAAGGCACCCUAUGACAAUGAAGUUCCAAUUCAGACACCUUUAACUUAUGUUGCGAUGGGACGCUAAUUUGAGAAAUGUAGGGUGUUUGACAUGCCUACAGCAACCAGGUUUCACUGAUUUAUAAAUAGACCAUAGUUGAAUGACUAACACCAACACUAUCAUAUGUACCGGUGUCAUUAUGGUUGAUGAAUGCAAGUAUGUCUGGGUGGAAAAGACAGCAUUUACAAUUCAUGAAUAGUCUUAACUUUCAGCACUAGCCACAUCCUAAUCUCAAAAGCCAUUAUACUGUAUAACGUGUUCAGUGCAGAACAUUUCAACCAUAUAUACCUACUCUCCAACAGUGUUCAUUGUGGACUGAGUGACUAUCCAUCUGUCCUGUAUCCAAAAACGGACCAAUAAAGUUCUUACCUAACAAAAUUGA